AUGCCUCAGCAGCCCGAGAACCGACCCGUGGCAUCUGCGAACGACGCUCCCGGAAGCUGUAAAGAGCGAGGCGAAACCCAAUCCAACAGCUCGGCGAAAAUGCUCUCUGUCUGGAUCCAGGGCUCGAGCGGGAUUGGGCCGUAUGCAGACCCUUGGAGUCCACUGAUGGCUAAUACAGCUCCUCGGGGCAGUCCAGACGCAAAGAUAUAA
This is a messenger RNA of Colletotrichum siamense, 210 nucleotides long. RefSeq lists its product as uncharacterized. NCBI's taxonomy places the organism in Eukaryota, Fungi, Ascomycota, Sordariomycetes, Glomerellales, Glomerellaceae. The transcript is spliced from 2 exons. The coding region runs from base 1 to 210 and encodes 69 amino acids. The record is from RefSeq and is a predicted model, not a curated record.